Messenger RNA from Mycena indigotica, 2139 nucleotides. RefSeq lists its product as uncharacterized. The record is from RefSeq and is a predicted model, not a curated record. Bases 1 to 2139 code for a protein of 712 amino acids. The transcript is spliced from 9 exons. Lineage: Eukaryota; Fungi; Basidiomycota; Agaricomycetes; Agaricales; Mycenaceae.
AUGUUCAGCAACGGCAACUCUCUUAUUGGCUCCAGCCUCAAUGCUAUCUUGAAGAAAGACUCUUGGGUCCCUACUCGUAACGCUUUCUCGAAACUAGACACGCCGAAAACUCCCUUCAACCUCUUCAGCAUGUUCGUUCCAGACCUUUUACAUGAAAUUGAACUAGGUGUUGCUAAAAGUAUUAUUACGAAUUUGAUCAGCGGUUUCGCCAAAUUCCUACCUUCGGUCGUUGCUACCAUUCGCUCGUUCAGCCAUAAUGUGUCAGAACUCAAAUACGCUGCCGCCCGUGACUACGAAGACAUCCUUCAAUGUAUUCUGCCGGUUCUUGAAGGACUUUUCCCGUCGCAUCAAAGCCUGGUCGAUCAGUUGUGCUUCGAGCUUGCACUCUGGCAUGGUUACGCCAAGCUCCGCAUGCACACGACCUCGUCAAUCGAAUCUUUUCGCGCUGCUACUACGACUCUCUGUUCGACUAUUCGACGCUUUGCUCGGGAAACAGCCGACAUCAAAACUUUUGAGCUACCCCGAGAAGAACGCCGGAGAACAAAAAAGAAAGCCCCAUCCACCAGCCCAACACAUGUGGUUGACGGGUCAGCCGCUGGGGUGUCGACGCAGUCAUCAACAGUGCCUUCAUCAACCCGUCCUCCAGCAACCAAGAGAGGCCCGGGGAAGCAGAGAACUAAAAAGCUCGAAAAGCCCUUCAAUCUGAUUACCUAUAAACUACACGCCCUUCCCGACUAUCCUGAUGCCAUUCUGCGCUUCGGAACCACCGACUCUACCUCGACACAGAACGUGAAUAGUUGCCACAUUCUCAUGGGAAGAUUUGACAGUUUACCUAGGCGCACCAACAAACGCAACCAUGUCGGUCAAAUUGCUGCUCAUGAACGACGGAGGAGACUGAUGCGAACGAUGUGGGAGAACAGAAAACGCUUCAAAUCAGCAGGAAGCAAACCAGUCGCGCCAGCGGCAACAACCGUCAAACACAUUUCGCGGGCACGUUCCAAGCGUCAACGAAGGCUCCAAGUGGCAUUGCAUCCAGAGGCUAACCCCCGGUAUUCUGCUUACAUUCCCCCAGAGCAGCAUCAUUACAUCUCCAAUUCAACGCGAACGUUUUGGCACCUAGCAGACAUUAUGGGUGAUUCCACCGAGAGCGAAGAUGAAGGCGAUGGCCCGCCCAUUAAUCGCAUGGAAAUUGAUCCCCCAGAACAGGACCCUGUUCUCAAGGAUUUUGUCCGCCAUCUCAAGUCGCAUCUCCGCCAGCGCCUUCUGAACCUUGAGGACAAUGACAUCGACACACAAUUCAACGACGAGGAACUUAUCAGCAUUGUAAUCCAAGGGGACCUCAUCUACACCCACGCAACUCUGCGUGUCAACUACACCACGUACGAUGUUCAACGUGAUCAAGAUGUUCUCAAUCCCCGGACACGCAAAUUUCUUAUCGUUCACGCACAAGACCCCGAGGACCAUCACCGAUACUGGUAUGGCGAGUUACUGGGCAUAUUCCAUUGUUAUGCCGUUCUGGCCGACCAGCCAAGAAAGGCUGAACGUAUGGAAUUCCUAUGGGUCCGAUGGUUGCAAAGAGACAUUAGCUAUCCAUGUGGCUUCCGGGAAAAACGUUUGCCACGUCUCUCCUACAUGCCUUUCCAAAGUCCUGAUGCUUUCGGCUUUCUCGAUCCGCGCGAUGUCGUUCGAGGUGCUCAUCUCAUACCCGCGUUUCACCAUGGACGGACACGCGACUAUCUUCCAAAAUCUGCGAUUCUCCGAAGGACAGAGCAUGACGAAGAUUGGAAAUACUAUUAUUCUAAUAUGGUCGUUGAUCGAGAUAUGCUAAUGCGAUACCAUACCAACGCCAUCGGCCAUCGGAAGGUUGCUGCUAGGUUCCGAGACGAAAGUGACGAUCUCGAAGCGACCGCUGCAGCUGAGGAUGUCGAGAUGGAGGACAUCAAUGAAGAAAGGCAACUUGAAGCGCCCUCAAUGGAGGAUGAUGAUACGGAGGGAGAGGAGGGUGCUGAUCUUGAGUACGUGGAUGGGCAAAGCGGUUCAGACUCCGAGUCGGAUUCAACUCAAGGUAGUGAUGAUGACGCUUCUUUACAUGGCGAUGAAGCUAUACGCGUUAGCCUUGGCUUUGACAAUAGUAGUUGA